UGGAUAGUAACGGGAAAAAGGCACACAACACAAAAAAACCUCGAACGUUUACGUACAAUCUUGCACUGACUAAAUUCUAAUUAGUAGCUAGAUCACCUGACGUGAGUUCACUAUAAGAAGAACUUCCUGAAAUCGAUCGAUAUUUUGUUAUUCCCCCUCGAAUAUUUUCCACCGUUAUAUAACAGAGAUGUGAAGUAGGGCAUUAGGAUUAGGGCCCAGUCCUUUAUUGAUUUACUUUGACUCGCAGUUAUACAUAAAAACCUUGCUUUGGUGAAAGCCACCCGUACUUGCGCUUAAGAUGUUCGUUCGGUCUACUGCUGUUUGACGAAAGGGUUUGGAAACCACAGUUGCAGAAUGGCGCGUUUUUCCUGCUUCUAUUUGGCUGUUGUCGUCUGUUUGUGCGUCUUUCUGGUGCCGUGCUGUGCUGUAGAAAUUUCUGCUGAAAUAAGUAACACUGCACCACAGGCACGCACCAAAGCCGACAAUGUUUCCAUUAUACUCAGCAGUCUAUUAGAAGGUUACGACAAAAGGAUACGUCCAAAUUAUGGAGGAGACCCUCUACCGGUUAAUAUCAGCAUGUAUGUCUACAGUAUGGGACCUGUAUCGGAAGCCCAGAUGCAAUACACCAUGGACCUGUACUUCCGUCAGCUGUGGACUGAUGAGAGGCUGAAAUUCCCAGGCGACAUCGUCGACGAGCUCUCUCUGAACUCAGAGAUGGUGGAUAAACUCUGGGUACCAGACACGUACUUUGUCAAUGAGAAAUCGGCCAAGUUUCAUGACGUCAUCUAUAAGAAUACUCUGAUCAGAAUCAGGCAGAAUGGGGAUAUAUUGUACAGCACCAGGUUAACUGUCACGGCAAGUUGUCCCAUGAACCUUGCAUUCUUCCCUAUGGAUCAACAACGCUGUUCGCUCAAAAUGGAAAGCUAUGCUUACAGCGACAAGAAUGUUCAUUAUUAUUGGAUGCCGAAUUCACCAAUCAACGUUGACCCCGCCGUGACCCUUCCACAGUUUCAGUUCCUAGGCAACAGCCAUCGCAUCAAUCUGGAAGUGUAUUACGUUGGUAACUACUCCCAGCUGAUUGCCGAUUUCUACCUGGGUCGCGAGAUCUCCUACUACCUGAUUCAAACCUACAUGCCGUCCACGCUGAUCGUCAUCGUCUCCUGGGUGUCCUUCUGGAUUCCACGGUCUUCGACUCCGGCCCGUACCGCUCUGGGGAUCACCACCGUACUCACCAUGACUACACUCAUGGGCAAUGCCGGGUCAUCGCUCCCAAAGCUCUCAUACGUAAAGGCAAUUGAUAUUUUCUUGGGGAUGUGCUACUUCUUUGUCUUCGCUGCCCUGCUGGAGUUUGCUCUGGUAAGUUACUACGAGAAGCCAAGAUUUAAGGAGGCGAGGAGGAAACUUAAAGAAUCCAGGGAGAUUGGGAACCAUUCAACGGUAUCGAAGAGCACUGGGUCACCAUGUAGCGUCUACAGCGUGGACAAGAAACACAAUGAAAUUGAGAUAACCUUCGUCAACGAGGAUGCCGUCAAAUCAUCCAGCUAUUCGAGCUCGGACAUGAACCGGGGUGCAGCGAGACGCUCCUCGUACAUUCGCGCCGCAGAACGCGGCUCACCCCAGGCCAAGCCCAUGAGGCGACUCCCGCAGAGGGAGACCCACAACAACAUGAGUAAAUGUGAGGAGAUAUGCGGACCAAGCUGUGCUUCCUUUGGAGAAAUCGGCAUCGACCCAGGGGCGGUGGACCAGAGGUCAAGGAAAGCAUUCCCGUUUGUGUUCCUGGUGUUAAACAUUGCGUACUGGGGCUAUUAUAUAACGGUGACCAGCGGUGGUGUCGAUGAUUUAAUUGCAGAGGUUAUGAAUCAAUCUUAACGUUACGUUUUAUUUUGUAGACGAUUUUGAUUUCUAUUGGUACUAUAAUAACAAUUCGAAAAACAGACUUGCAUAAGGUGAUAAGGUAAGCUUAAUUUGAAACUGCACGGAGAAAAUGUUUGCCGCAUAUGUUAAAAAGUUAACUAUGGCCAGACGAGUGUAAGACACUGUUCUAAACGAUUUCGAGUUCUAUUGGUACUUAUAACAGUUUGUAGAACAAAACUGCAUCGGUUGAUUGUUUUUUUUUUAACGCUACAUACGGAGUGUGGACCUGAACAAAAGAGGUCCACAUGAUAAAGGGACAUUAUGCUGACUGACACGUCCACACAGUGUUAUUUACCGUAUUUAACACAAACAAACAAGGACUUAUACAGACAAUCUCCUUACCCACGCACUAUCCCCCAAUGGAACAAAUUACCACCAGAAGCCAAAAUGGCCCCAGAUAUCACGGCGUUUAAGACCAUGCUAAAAAAGUGCAAAAUUCUAGAACAACACAUGGCCGUAGUUUACUUUUUAUCGCAGGCAGCAAAUAUGCAGUUUCAAAUUAAACUUACCUAAUCAAUAAAUGUUACAUCGAUAAGUGAACAAUUUUUCUAGAAUAGGAAAACAAAAAGUGAAAAACAAGCUUUAAAUUAUCCAUUUUGUGCGAAGACAAGCUAUUCGUCAAAGUGUAAUGAAUCGACCCAAACGCUUCGUACAGAAUCUACCUAUUAUAACAUGCAUUGUAUAUUAAUACAAUAAAUAUAAAGGUUACAAACAAAAUGCAAUUGAUAUCAACGCCGCAAUCGUAAUUGCAGAUGAAACAAAAUAAAAUAACUUAUUGAGCAAUCGAACUAGUUGAGAAGAUAUUCAAUAAAAUAUAUGUAAAUUCUUGUUAUUUGCAUCAAAACACUCCCUGGACAGACCUGCCAACAACAACUAUAAGUUCCAUGACAUUGGAACUAUAUUUUAGUCAGUCUGAAUCCAACUUCAAAUGUUUCACCUUCUUUAUUUUACCUAGAAGUUUGUCUGACCUUUCCUUUUUUUUUUUUUUUUUUUUUUUUUUAGGGGGGGUGCUUAAUUUUGUAUUGUUUCAUAACCUUAACUCUACCUCGAUUUUUGUUUACACAUAAUUUGUUUUUUUAUAAACCAAAGAAUAUUGGAAGUGCUGUAAAUACAAUUUCGAACAACUUAGAUAGUUUGCUGGUAAAGUCUUCAAUUUGAAAUAUGUACAAUGAUUGUUUUAAUUUUUUGUGUAAGUAAUAAAUGUUGCAUACAUUUAAUAAAAAAUGAUACAUAAGACAACCUA
Messenger RNA from Asterias rubens (European starfish), 3157 nucleotides. Its product is annotated as gamma-aminobutyric acid receptor subunit alpha-6-like. Gene Ontology annotation, molecular function: neurotransmitter receptor activity; extracellular ligand-gated monoatomic ion channel activity; GABA-A receptor activity. The coding region runs from base 355 to 1869 and encodes 504 amino acids. The transcript has 9 exons. The record is from RefSeq and is a predicted model, not a curated record. Gene Ontology annotation, biological process: monoatomic ion transmembrane transport; chloride transport; chemical synaptic transmission. Gene Ontology annotation, cellular component: neuron projection; membrane; GABA-A receptor complex. NCBI's taxonomy places the organism in Eukaryota, Metazoa, Echinodermata, Asteroidea, Forcipulatida, Asteriidae.